UUGAGCUAAUUGUAGGGGAAAAUCCAGUGGAUAAAUCUUUUUAUAUCUCCUCCUUUUAUUGGAAAGCCAAGAAAAAAGAUUCAGUAUUGUAUCACAUGAAAUGGACAUGAUACCAUCACAAUGUAAUCAUCUGAUAUCUGCUGAAUUAACAAGGAAACCAGAAUACAAGGAAGGUAAUAAUGAAGAUGAACAGACAGUUGCAGAAAUCAUGAGAAGGCGUUUUUCUCCUGCUGUUGUAACUAGCAGACCCUGGGAAGGUUUUCAUUUUGCUGGCCAUGAGAUAAAAAUUAUAGAAGCCACCGAAUGUUAUGGGGCAGUAGUCUGGCCAUCGGCUCUUGUUCUAUGUCACUUUUUGGAAACAAAUGCUAAACAAUACAGCCUGGUUGAUAAAAGUGUAAUUGAAAUUGGAGCUGGAACAGGGCUGGUCUCCAUAGUAGCCACUUUACUUGGUGCACAUGUGACUGCCACAGAUCUUCCUGAAGUACUAGGAAACCUUCAGUACAAUAUUCUCAAAAAUACCAAAAUGAAAUGUAAGCAUCAGCCCCAGGUUAAAGAACUCUCCUGGGGAGUUGAUUUAGAGAAGAACUUUCCCAAGUCUUUGUGUCAGUUUGACUACAUCAUGGCUGCUGAUGUUGUGUACUACCAUCCCUUCCUGGAGGAGCUGCUUCUUACCUUCCAUCACUUGUGUCAGGACAACACUGUUAUUCUCUGGGCCAUGAGAUUCAGGCUGGACACAAAGAACCAAUUUAUGGGCAGAUUUCAGGAAUUGUUUGACCUGGAGGUAAUUUCCAAUUUCCCCAGUUUAAACAUAGCAUUGUAUAAGGCGAUGAGAAGAGGCAAGAAGAUGACGUGAUUUCCAACUUGAGUAUUAGAAAGUGUGUGUGUGUGGAGUUUGAGUUUCUUCACAGGUUCCAUGUUAAUGCUUGAUGACACCUGUAGAUUAUGGUGCUUUUUAGGGUUAAAUCAAUGUCCUGUCAUAAACAAAAUAUAAAACUUCUUACAUGCUUGAAAAGAUAUCCUAAAUUAAAUUUUCAUCUACUGGUACAUGUAGGGGGAACAUAUCGUUGGCAUUUUCUGAACUUUAGUUGCUAAACUGUGCAACACUAAUAUUUUUCACAGGUUAUGCGGAUCAUAUAUCCACAAUGCUGUAGUAUUGCUGCCAACAACUUUCCAUUGCAGCUUAUAAUAGUGCCUGAUAAGAUCAGAUGACUACACACAACAUAAGAUUAUAAUCUAUUUAAAAUUAAAAAUUGUGGUAUCAAAUUGCACUCUGAUGUUUCCACACCGCCACCCACGCUGUUCAAAGUCGCGUUCUUUUAAUAACUCCCACAGGACAAUAAACCAGACUGGAUAGAGUACGGAAAUAUAUACUGUAGUGAAUAAUCCCAUGGCAAGCUUUCUGUGGCAUCUCAGAUGUGAGCUCCAUGCAGGCAGCAUGCCUUUUGGGAUGUCAGGGCAGCAGAUGGAUGCCUCUGUCCCCUUCAGAAGAAAGUCCCUUCCCACCACCACCCUUUGUCUUCUCUUAUGCAUGGUGAUUAUGAGCCUCACAGCCUUGGGGCAAGUGACUCUUCUUCCUCAUGUUGUAAACUUUAACAAAUGGUCUUGUGUAAGAAUAGUGCAGCAUAUUACCAAUUCCCUUUUAAAAAAAAUUCUCAAAUCUUUGGAGCUUUGCCCCUCUCAAAAUAGACAACUGUGGACCUCUAGCUCUGAAAGCACAACAAUAUGAACAAUUGCCCUCAAGAAAAUGUUUUGCAUCACUGCCUCACUGUGGUAGCUUGAGACCAAAAUGACUUAAUUUGCAUGCUUAAUUAUGGGCAGAUCAUAGGAAAAAGUUGCUUAGCGUCUUUGGAUAGGCCCACUGUGACUGUCUAUCUGUAUCCCUGUGUUCACCUUUUUACAAAACUGUAAUGCAUUUUGUACAAAGUAUGCCAUGGGAGGUAUCAUUUGAAAAUUCAUAAUUUACUGAUCAUUAUUGU
Terrapene triunguis (Three-toed box turtle) is the source of this 1976-nucleotide messenger RNA. Its product is annotated as protein-lysine methyltransferase METTL21E-like. Bases 101 to 853 code for a protein of 250 amino acids. Gene Ontology annotation, molecular function: protein-lysine N-methyltransferase activity. The transcript has 5 exons. Gene Ontology annotation, cellular component: cytosol; cytoplasm. Lineage: Eukaryota; Metazoa; Chordata; Testudines; Emydidae. The record is from RefSeq and is a predicted model, not a curated record. Gene Ontology annotation, biological process: peptidyl-lysine methylation.